AUGGCUUCGCAGAAAAGCCGCAAGAAUGUCCUCCUUUUGACUUGCUCUCGCACACGGUCGAACCUCGUCUUUCGCUGGAUCUGCACCAGCCCAGACGUCCACGCAAUCCGGUACCCAUUCGUCGCAUCGAGGAGAUACGGCAAGACCGAGAACAGUCUGCUCUACCAUCUUCGCCACAACGAAGCGCGGCAUGAGGAACUCGUCAACUUCCACUGUGGCGAUGACACUCCCGAGGACUCCCUCGCUGCUCUGCGCAAAGACCUGCGUGCCGCCGCCGACGAGGGCAAAAUCGCUGUCAUGGUCGAUCAAUGGGAACACAUCGUCAGGCUGCAGCACGGUCUGGAGAUCCUCCGCGCAGAGCACUGCGUCCUGCCCCCGAAUCCCACACACCUCCCAGACGACAUCCUCACCUCCACGACAACCAUCAUCCUCAUCCGCCACCCGGCCGCCGUGGUCGACUCCAUCUGCCGCAUGGCCCUCGGGCUCUCGCGCAAAUACAGCCCGGACGGCGAAGACUUCCGGCUGUUCGGCUUGGUCCGCGCUCAUCGUCUCCUGUUCGAUAGUUUCUCUUCUCAGCACAUGCAGCCGAUCGUCGUCGAUAGCUGGGACGUCGUCACGGAUACCACCCGGGUUCAAGCAGUGCUCGAAGAGAGACUUGGAACUCAGGGCAUGACGGACGUGUGGGAGCCGAGGACGCAGGAGGAAUUGGCGAGUUUCCAUCCUAUGACGCUUGCGGCUACGAGGGUUGCGAAUGAGAGUUCGGGCAUUAAGAGACCGGAGAGUACUGUGACUUCGGAGGGAGACAGCAAGAAUUUUUUCUUGGAGUGGCAGGAGAAGUAUGGGGACAAGGUUGCGAAACAGUUGCAGGGGUUCGUUGACAGAAAUCUGCCGGACUACGAGUAUUUGAGGCAGUUUAGAAUAUAA
Messenger RNA from Zasmidium cellare ATCC 36951, 924 nucleotides. RefSeq lists its product as uncharacterized. The transcript has 2 exons. Lineage: Eukaryota; Fungi; Ascomycota; Dothideomycetes; Mycosphaerellales; Mycosphaerellaceae. The coding region runs from base 1 to 924 and encodes 307 amino acids. The record is from RefSeq and is a predicted model, not a curated record.